GGUCACCUCAGCCCAAGUUGGAUUAAUUCGAACAAAAUACUACAUUGGAUCCUAAUAGAGUUAACUCAAUUCAACUCAGUUUAGAUUCACUGCUAUUAUAAAUGUUAUAGUCUUUAGAAUAUUGAUUUGGGCGUCAACAUUGGGCUGGCUUUAGCCUUGACUUUCGAUAUCGAGCCCAUAGAUCUGUUUGCUACUGGCCCAAUUGAUAAUGCAAACCAAAACCCUCAGAGUUAAAAUGCACAAAAACUAGUUGCGUGAUCUGUGAUUCUGUCUGCGCUGCCGGAAGAGAAAAUGGAGAAAGCUUUAAGAGUAUACUGUGCCGUUCUGAGGCUGGUUCGUCGUUUGCCAAAAGACACGAGACCUUACUAUGCUAAAUACGCCCGCGAAAACUUCGUCAACUACCGAGAAGUUGACCACGACCCAAAUGCCCUUGAUGAGCUCUUCCAAAGAGCUUACAAUCACUCCGUCUGGGUCCUCCAAAAGUACUCGGUUGAUGAAUCAGCGGCAACAAAGCUGAAGGAAAUUUGUUUGAGUUGAUGUAUGCGAGGUGUUUGUUGUUAUGGGUAAACGAGUUGUUUUAGAAAAUGUUAUAUUUUAUACAUUUUUUUAUUGGCGUUUUAUGAUUAAUGUUUUGAAUGAGUUUAUAUAAAUGAUGGUGAGACAGCCAUCAUGAUGUAUCAGAAUUUACAGAAAUUUUUUUAUUUUUCCAGCUUUCUUUCUUUCA
Mangifera indica (mango) is the source of this 724-nucleotide messenger RNA. Its product is annotated as LYR motif-containing protein At3g19508. Lineage: Eukaryota; Viridiplantae; Streptophyta; Magnoliopsida; Sapindales; Anacardiaceae. The record is from RefSeq and is a predicted model, not a curated record.